AUGCGCCUCGCCACCAAACAAUUCUCAAGCGCAGUGGAACUACGUCUCCAGCGAGUGUUUUUGUCAGCUAACCCUUUGAAUAUCGCAGUGUUUCGUGCUGUCGCAGAUCAUGAGAAGUUUAGGCACCAGGUCACAGAGAUCGUCUGGGAUGAUGCCCGACUUCCCAGGGGUCCUUUAAUACGUCGUAGACUUCCUGGCUGGGAAAGCGAAAUGAUAUCAGACGAGGAGAUCAGUGAUAACGAGACUGAGAUUUCGCGUUUUCAGGGAAGCUAUGAGCUAGACUGGCCUCGCGAAUAUAGUGAUGAUGAAGAUGAGGAUGAGGAUGAGGAUGACGAGGGAGACGGCGACCCUUCCGAUCAGCUACGCAGAAGUACAAAAUUCAGAAAGAAAGAUUGUCCGGUAUGGUACAAGGCUGGAUGCGCUGCGAGUGUUGAAGAUGCUUUCUGGCGACAGGCUGGUGACGAUUGGGUCGAUGUUGAAGAUCCGGAUUGCAAGACCAUGAGACAGCUGGGCUCGAUAGGGCCUCCACUGAGUGAGUGCUGGGAGUUUCACCGCACUUUGAUCCGGCAGCAAGACGAUGUUUUAGUUGGGAAAUCCGACGAAAAAGCAUUCAUUCAUGGAUUGAAACGAUUCCCUGCACUCACAAAAGUGAAUGUCACGCCUGCAGCUCAUGGCUUUCUUUUCAACCCACUUUAUCAAACUCCCAUGAUUCGAUCAUUCCCCGAAAGAUUCAAUUAUCCCAUGCCCCGCGGGUGGCCACUUCCUAGUCACGAGCAACCAGAGGAGGUGUAUUCACUUCCUUGGAAACGGCUUAACGAAGUGCACAAAGAAAAGUUCCGCGGAUUCCGGGUCGUGGUACGCGCGCUCGCUGAACAAAAGAAUAAUAUCGUCGAGUUCAGUGUAGAUUCCCGCCUACUUCGCACGGGAAUUAACUGCACAAUUAUUGAUGACACUUGUGAGGAAUAUAAUCACUUGGCCACGCUACUUAAGAAACCAGGCUUCCGUCGCCUCGAUCUCUCAUUUACUCUCGCUGGAACAUGGCAAUCAUUCCCCCAUGAAAAGCUCCAUAAUAUCUUACGCGAAGCAGGCGACCUGGAAGAGCUCAGCCUCGCCACCACAGGAAUUGACGCCGAAAACGAACACAAGAAUCUGCACAACGUGGCGCCUGUGCCCUUGAAUGACAUAUUCCCCAUUGAGAACUGGCCCAAACUCCAACACUUUGAGCUAUCACGAUUGAUAGUCAGCGAAUCUGACAUGAUAUCGUUCCUUGCAGAGCUACCUGCGACUAUGCGAACUGUGAGAUUAAGUUUCUUAACAUUCGUGGAUAACGGAAAUUGGCAUUCUUUCCUUGCAAAGACGCGCGAGGAAAUCCGGGAAAGCCGUCUCUGGUCAGAUCGACGGCGCACUGUGACUAUUGGCUGCAAUCAAGAUAUCACUCUUCCAGGGCGUGCGAGAUGGAUUGGAGAGGAGGUUGAUGAAUUCUUGUACGGGGACGGACAAAACCCGUUUCAUGAUCCUCCAAUUAACAUGCCCAAAGAAGGAUAUGGAACUAAGAAAGAUCAAUUGGACCCCAGCAGGUAG
This is a messenger RNA of Penicillium brevicompactum, 1581 nucleotides long. RefSeq lists its product as uncharacterized. Bases 1 to 1581 code for a protein of 526 amino acids. The transcript has a single exon. NCBI's taxonomy places the organism in Eukaryota, Fungi, Ascomycota, Eurotiomycetes, Eurotiales, Aspergillaceae. The record is from RefSeq and is a predicted model, not a curated record.